AAAAUAAAAAGCAGCAAAAAAUAAAAGACAUUAUAAAUUACAAUACUUCUUAUAUAUGUAUGAGUACAUAUAGCGCACAGACAGAGAGGAAAAGCAAAGCAAACAGAAAAACUAAACCAAACCAAACCAAAACUAACCCAACGCAUCGCAGAGCAGCGCAUUCAACAACUUGUUUAUUUCAAAAUAAAGGUGUAUAUAUAACAAAGAGGCAAAACCUGAAAGCGCGUAUAUAUCUUAUAAAUAGUGUGCUUUGUUUCGGCACCCGACGCUGGCGACCAUCAACAGCCACAAACGACCAAACCAACAACAACAAGUGGCAGCUGCUGUCUUGGCGUAGGUCAGGCAACUCCGAGAGUCCAAUCCAAUACAUAAAUCUCUUAAACUAUGCUCUGAUUGAGCUGCCGGCAAGAGACGUUUAUUAAACAGCUGUCGCUAGCCCUUACCCCCACUCCCCCCGCUCUCGGCUAAUUAGUUGGCCCAUGGUGCCGGCUGCUCUCUGCUCAUAGAUUGGUCUUAGAUUAUUGGAACUGCAAUAUGCUGCACUGGUCACUGAUUGUCAGCGCACUGGGCGUCAUCGUUGCCGUGCUGGGAGCCUACUGCGGCUGGUCGCUGUUCCCCAUCAUGAUACACAAAAAGGUCGAACAGAGCGUUAUCAUAGCCGAUGGCUCGGAGCAAUACAAACGCUUUGUGAACCUACCCCAACCGCUGAUCUUCAAGGUAUAUAUAUUCAAUGUCACGAAUCCCGAUAUGAUACAGAAUGGCGCCAUACCCAUUGUCGAGGAAAUCGGGCCAUAUGUGUACAGACAAUAUCGGCAGAAGAAGGUCAAGCAUUUCUCGCGAGACGGCUCGAAGAUCACCUACGUGCAGAACGUGCACUUUGACUUCGACGAGGAUGCCUCGGCGCCGUAUACCCAAAGCGAUCGCAUUGUGGCGCUCAAUAUGCACAUGAAUGCCUUUUUGCAAGUAUUCGAAAGAGAAAUCACAGAUAUCUUACAGGGUUUUGCGAAUAGAUUGAACUCGCGAUUGAAUCGCACGCCCGGCGUUCGAGUUCUAAAGCGUCUGAUGGAGCGCAUACGAGGGAAACCGCCCUUUAGCUGGGUUAACGGCAUCUUAGUCAGCCUUAUUGAAGAUGUCAAAUCCGUGCUGCAAAUUAGCGAGAACGACCCGGGUCUGGCCCUGCUGCUGGUCCAUCUGAAUGCCAAUCUGAAGGCCGUCUUCAACGAUCCACGCUCCAUGUUCGUGCACACCUCGGUGCGCGAGUACCUGUUCGAUGGGGUGCGCUUCUGCAUCAAUCCCCAGGGCAUCGCCAAGGCGAUUUGCAAUCAGAUCAAGGAGAGCGGCUCCAAGACCAUACGCGAGCAAAGCGAUGGCAGCCUGGCCUUCUCCUUCUUUGGACACAAAAACGGCUCCGGUCACGAGGUGUACGAGGUGCACACGGGCAAGGGGGAUGCCACGAAGGUGCUGGAGAUCCAGAAACUGGACGACUCGCACAAUCUACAGGUGUGGCUCAAUGGCAGCACCGAGGGCGAGACCUCUGUCUGCAACCAGAUCAACGGCACCGACGCCUCCUCGUAUCCACCGUUUCGCCAGCGCGGCGACUCCAUGUACAUCUUCAGCGCGGACAUUUGUCGCUCGGUGCAGCUCUUCUAUCAGUCGGACAUACAGUACCAGGGCAUACCUGGCUUCAGGUACUCCAUCGGCGAGAACUUCAUCAACGACAUUGGACCCGAACACGACAACGAAUGCUUCUGCGUGGACAAACUGGCGAAUGUGAUCAAGCGCAAAAAUGGUUGCCUCUAUGCGGGUGCUCUGGAUCUGACCACCUGUCUGGAUGCGCCCGUCAUCUUGACGCUGCCUCACAUGCUGGGCGCCUCGAAUGAGUACAGGAAAAUGAUACGAGGUCUCAAGCCAGAUGCCAAGAAACACCAGACCUUUGUCGACGUGCAAACGUUGACGGGCACGCCGCUGCAGGGUGGCAAGAGGGUGCAGUUCAAUAUGUUUCUGAAGAGUAUAAAUCGCAUUUCCAUCACGGAGAAUCUGACGACGGUGCUGAUGCCCGCCAUUUGGGUGGAGGAGGGUAUACAACUAAAUGGUGAGAUGGUGAAAUUUUUCAAAAAGAAACUCAUCAACACGCUCAAAACGCUGGACAUCGUACACUGGGCGGGCCUGUGCGGCGGCAUGGGCGUGGCAGUUCUCAGCCUCCUCUAUUACACAUACCAGAGGGGACGGCCCGCAAAGGCGCCCGUCAAGCAGGUGGCCUGAGGAGGAGGAUGUGAAAUGAUGGUAUUUUAUUAUUAUUGAAAAGAGAGAAACAAAUAUUACUAUUAUUGUUAUUAUUAUAUUAUAAUAUGGAUGUAACAACACUCGACACGAAUUGUUCACGAAUUUUUGUAUAUAAUUUAUUGUUUAAAUGUGAUUUUAUUAUAUUGUGAUUUAGCGCGUACUAAAAACUAUGUUUAAACUAAAAACCAAAACAAAACUGUUAA
Molecule: messenger RNA, 2486 nt
Organism: Drosophila montana
Lineage: Eukaryota; Metazoa; Arthropoda; Insecta; Diptera; Drosophilidae
Gene: Snmp2
Product: Sensory neuron membrane protein 2
Exons: 10
Coding region: 535-2262 (575 amino acids)
Cellular component (GO): membrane; cytoplasm
Molecular function (GO): scavenger receptor activity
Source: RefSeq, a predicted model, not a curated record